Molecule: messenger RNA, 1425 nt
Organism: Cynocephalus volans (Philippine flying lemur)
Lineage: Eukaryota; Metazoa; Chordata; Mammalia; Dermoptera; Cynocephalidae
Gene: BPIFB3
Product: BPI fold containing family B member 3
Exons: 15
Coding region: 7-1425 (472 amino acids)
Molecular function (GO): lipid binding
Source: RefSeq, a predicted model, not a curated record
CUGACGAUGCUGGGCCUUUGGUCCUUGCUUCUGCUCUGGGGCCUGGUGACCCCGUGCCAGGGGCUGCUUGAGACGGUGGGCACGUUGGCUCGGAUUGACAAGGAUGAACUUGGCAAAGCCAUCCAGAACUCACUGGUUGGGGGACCCAUUCUGCAGAACGUGUUGGGGACAGUCACAUCUGUGAACCAGGGCCUCCUGGGCUCUGGAGGGCUGCUCGGAGGAGGUGGCUUGCUGAGCUACGGAGGGGUUUUUGGCGUUGUCGAGGAGCUCUCUGGGCUGAAGAUUGAGGAACUCACGCUGCCGAAGGUGUCGCUGAAGCUGCUGCCGGGGUUCGGGGUGCAGCUGAGCCUGCACACCAAGGUGGGCCUGCACGGCUCUGGCCCCCUGGGGGGCCUCCUGCAGCUGGCGGCCGAAGUGAACGUGUCGUCGCGGGUGGCGCUGGGCGUGAGCUCGCGGGGUACGCCCAUCCUCGUCCUCAAGCGCUGCAGCACGCUCCUGGGUCACAUCAGUCUGCUCUCGGGGCUGCUGCCCGCACCACUCUUUGGGGUCGUGGAACAGACACUCUUCAAGGUGCUUCCAGGACUGCUAUGCCCGGUGGUCGACAGUGUGCUGGGCGUGGUGAAUGAGCUGCUGGGGGCCGUGCUGUGCCUGGUGCCCUUUGGGGCUCUUGGGUCCGUGGAAUUCACUCUGGCCACACUGCCUCUCAUCUCCAACCAGUACAUAGAGCUGGACAUCAAUCCCAUUGUGAAGAGUGUAGCUGGUGACAUCAUUGACUUCCCCAAGCCUCCCGUCCCAGUAAAGGUGCCCCCCAAGGAGGACCACACGUCCCAGGUGACAGUGCCACUGUACCUCUUCAAUACUGUGUUUGGGCUCCUGCAGACCAACGGUGCCCUCGACAUAGACAUCACCCCUGAGCUGGUUCCCAGCAAUGUCCCACUGACAACUACAGACCUGGCAGCUUUGGUCCCUGAGGCCCUGGGGAAGUUGCCCCCCGGCCAGCACCUCCUGCUCUCACUGCGGGUGAAGAAAGCACCCACGGUAAUGCUCCAGAACAAGAAGGCCACGGUCUCCAUCCCAGCUAACAUCCAUGUUCUGUCCUAUGUCCCUCAAGGGACCCCUGAGGCCCUCUUUGAGCUGAACGGGGUUAUGACUCUAAAUGCCCAGCUGGCUCCCUCGGCCACCAAGCUGCACGUCUCCCUGUCCCUGGAACGGCUCAGUGUUAAGCUGGCCUCCUCCUUUGCCCACGCCUUUGAUGCAUCGCGUCUAGAAGAGUGGCUCAGCGACGUGGUCCGCGCCGCAUAUGUGCCCAAGCUCAAUGUGGACCUGGAUGUUGGAAUUCCCCUGCCUAAGGUUCUCAAUGUCAAUUUUGCCAAUUCUGUUCUGGAGAUCAUUGAGAAUGCCGUUGUGCUGACUGUGGCAUCCUGA